UCUGACAACUAGAAUUCCCCAAUCCAGUAAUUUGGUACUCCGCAACCAAUCAAUCAUUGAGCAAUCUUUCUCGACAAAAUGGGAGACACGCAACCAUUGGAGGAGAUUCCCAAGACCUGCAUAGCAGGCGUUGUUGUCAACGAAGGCCCCAACUUCCACAUCGAAGUCGUAAAAGACGCUCCCGUCCCCACCCCCGGCCCCAACCAACUUCUCCUCCGCCUCAAUGUCACCGGUCUCUGCGCCUCCGACAUUCACUUCUGCAGCAAUGAUCUCGACUUCGGAAUCGGAAUGAAAGAUUUCAACGUCAGAUCUCCUGGUCAUGAAGGUGCUGGAGUCGUCGUGGCGAUUGGAGCUGGAGUGGAGAAUUGGAAGGUUGGAGAUCGUGCGGGUAUGAGGCCUAUGUGGGAUACCUGUCAUCAGUGUGAUCAGUGUUUUGGCAAGGAGGAACAGUAUUGUCCGAAGGUUGUGCAUUGUGGGUUGAUGGUUAGUGGGAGUUAUCAGCAGUAUGUUCUUACGCCUGCGAACUACACCAGUCGUAUCCCGGAUGGAGUGCCAGAUGAGAUUGCCGGGCCAAUUAUGUGCAGUGCUAGCACUAUGCAUUGUGCUUUGAGAGAAGGUGGCUUCAAGAGUGCAGACUGGGUCGUUUUCCCUGGAGGUGGUGGUGGCGUUGGUAUUCAGGGUGUGCAGUUGGCGAAGGCAAUGGGCAUGCGUCCAAUCGUCAUCGAUAGCGGCGAUGCCAAAAAGGAACUCGCACAACGUUGUGGAGCAGAGAUCUUCCUCGACUUCAAGGAGGAGAAAGACCUUCCUGCCAAGGUCAAGGAAGUCACAGGUGGAGUUGGUGCUCACGGUGUGAUUGUCACUGCGUGGCAAUCCUACAAAGACUCCCUCUCCUACCUCGGCAACCGCGUUGGCGGCAAAGUCGUCUGCAUUGGUCUCCCACCCGCAGAAGCACAAGUCAUCAUCGGCACCUCUCCAACACAGUUCAUCAUGUUCAAGCAAUCUGUCACGGGAGCUGUGGUGGGUACGAUGCAAGAUACGUCGAUGGCAUUGGAGUAUGCACAACGUGGACUGCUGAAGCCUAUUUGUGAGGUUAGGGGAAUCAGCAGAUGGGCGGAGAGUGUGGAGCAGUUGAGGAAGGGACAGGUCGCUGGUAGAAUUGUGAUUGCUUUUGAUAAGGAGUAA
Molecule: messenger RNA, 1182 nt
Organism: Cercospora beticola
Lineage: Eukaryota; Fungi; Ascomycota; Dothideomycetes; Mycosphaerellales; Mycosphaerellaceae
Product: zinc-dependent alcohol dehydrogenase
Cellular component (GO): cytoplasm
Molecular function (GO): zinc ion binding; alcohol dehydrogenase (NAD+) activity
Source: RefSeq, a predicted model, not a curated record